AUAAAAGAAAAAAAAACAAACUUUUAUUUGGUGCUUGUGCUUCGAUUUUCAGCGAUAGAGGCGCUAGUGUCGUUUUAUGAUAAUCAACUGAAAUAACAUACAACAAUGUCAGACGAGGAAGUAAUUCGUCGAAGGUUGCUAAUCGAUGGCGAUGGUACAGGCGACGAUCGCAGAAUCAACGUCCUGCUAAAAUCGUUUAUGAAAUGGGUAAACAAUCCAGACUCUGACAAUAUUUUGCACGAGAGAAUGCUCUGUCAACUCGCUCAGUGUGAGUUUGCACAGAAAAAAUCGCGGUUUGUUUCCAGUAUGAGCCAAGAAGAGUUGAGAAAUUAUGAGGAACUUUCCAAAGAAAUCGAAAUUGAAAUCGAGGAAGCCAAAAAAGAUAUUGAGCAGACGAAAAUCGAAUUAGAGGAGGCAAAACGCGUUCGUAAAAAUAGGAUAGAGUAUGACGUAUUGGCUAAGGUUAUUAACGAACAACCUGAUCGUGUAGAAACUAAUGCGAAACUUGAUACAUUACGAGAUGAAUUGGGAAGCCUAAAGGAGAAAUCUGAACAAUUAGAACGCAAAUUGGAAAUGAGAAGGAAGCAAUUCCAUGUGUUGAUAUCUUCGAUUCAUUCGUUGCAAGGAAUGUUGGAUGAAGUCGAUGAAGAAAUAAUGGACGUGAGUCUGGAAAAUUACGAGGAUACAGACGUUGUAAAGUCUCCAAAAAAAGAAACAUUAGAUGUUUUUCACCUAUUCGAUACAAUGUUAGAGACCAAAUCUACCGGUUUAAAAGACACCGAUCCAGAGAAAAAAGUUUCGUUUCUAACAGAACUUUUAAAAACAGAAAGUUUAGACAGUAAUUUGUUGAAAUUACUUUACCAGUUCCUACUGACCUUCGACUUUGAAGCCACUGCAAAAUGUUUACUAAAAGAAGCAAAUAAAUUGGGUUACAAUAAACUCGAUGAAAGUUUUUCUCCUAAAGAUGCAAUCUCAGAAGAUGUGUGUAGCAAAAUUUUAUCAGAAUUUAGGUCAAAAGAUUGGAAACUUUUUUUCAAGUUAUGGAAUGACUCUAUACCCGAAAGUAUAAAAUCAACUAUAGAUUAUAAAACCCUCACUAUGAAAUUGAGAGUUCAUUUCGCUAUUUUGCCCAUGCGAACAGAACAAUCAAAAAAGUUUAGCGUAAAGAAAAUGCAAAAUGAUAUUUACGAAACUGAAGACAGUUUAGAAAGUGAUCCAGAUGUUGAGACUGCUCAAGACGCUCAAAAGGCAGCAAGCAUGAAUCAACUCGAACAAUAUUUAAAAACUGAUGGAAGGAAUUUAGUAAACUAUAAUUCCUUUAUUCCAUUUUUUGCCCUUCCCUACAUGGAAAAUCCAAUAAAUGAUUCUACAGUUUCGCAUAUUUUUUCCACAAGUUGGGUCGAUGAUUUGACCGUGACCCUUAAAAUAUUUCUCGUGAAAAAUAGAGAGAUCGUUACUCCAAGAAAAAGUCACCCACCAUCGCCAAAUACAUCUAAAAAAUCAUUAACAAUCCCAAACAGCAUUUUGUACAACGAAGACCAAAUUGAACAGAAUUUAAAAAUUCUCGAUUCACUCGAUUUUGAAGAUACAGAAACAAGAAAAGGACACUCCAUUGUUUCCCUGAAAAACGAAAGAAUAGAAUCUCUAAAAACACAUCUGGAAUGUUUGAGAAACGAUGGCAUGCAAAUUAUUCCAAAUGAUAGAGAUAUACCAGUUUUCUUCGAGGAAGAGGAACCAGAGGAGGAAUUUCCUUACGAAAGAAAAACGACAGUCCAAAUUAAAAGCACGCAAACGAGGAUCCAAGGAAUUAAAAAUACGACAAAUUUAUUAGCAACAGAUGAAUUAUCACAACCUGUAAGGGUCGUUGAUCCAAAAAUUUUGUUCAGAACUCCUAAAAAGUCUCAGAAAAAAUACGAGGAGCAUUGGGCUUGGACGAUGAGCCGUUUUCAAAAUGUUCAUGGCAAUUAUCAGAGAUUAAAAAUGCGAUUUUAUCAGCUUCAUUCAGAUUAUCAUAAAUUGACUGAAGUUGCCGGAGAAUUAACGAGAGCUCUCGAAAAUUCAGUGCGUGGGAAUCCUGUGAGUUUACAACGAAUUUUGGAAUCCUGCAUACUAAUUUUUCCGGAUCUGUUCAAUAAGAGUUUGAGAGUCGAUUCAGAAACCGAAUUAUUCAAAUCUGUGGACGAAGUCUCGAAAAAUCGAAUGAAAAUAACACAUCGGCUCGAUUCCACGCCUCUCUCUCCAAAAUCAAUCGACUUUAAAAAAAUCAAAUUGCAUCUAGCGUGUGGAAGUUUAAAGACCAAGCUUUUGCUUCUCCAAGCAUUGAGAUGGAAAAUAACUCUGAGUCAACAGGGAGAAAGGGACGAAGUGAUUCAUGAAUAUAUUAAGAACGAUUUGCUCGAAAUUCGUGGAAAUAUUGCAAGCAGUACUGGGAAACAGAUUUUGCCUUAUAUUUUGUAUCCAAUAGAAGGACCAAGAGAAUUUUUUUUAGAACAGUCAGCUGCUAGAUUUUUAAAUACUCUCGCAUCUUUGAGAUGUGGUCGAGAUUAUUUGUCAAUUGGAACUACAAUUUUGAAUGCAAUUGUUGAGUGUCUAAAUAGCACUAAUAAUGAUGCUUAUACAUACGAUAUGCUACUUGCGAUGUUGCAAAAAUUGUCAGUUAGAAAACAACAGAGGCUGAAUAUGAUAGAAGCUGGUUUAGUUGAAUGGCUAAUUCAUCAUUUAAAUGUCGAUGGUUGCAAAAUGAGUCCGUACAGGUUAAAAUAUAUCACAGCUCUUUUGAUGAAUUUAUCAUUGCAUAGUAAAGCACAAAAUAAAGUUUCUUCGGAAGCUCAAUUAGUUAUUUCUUUAUUAACUGAUCUGUUGUUAACUGAGCAUCAUGCUGCUCUGCCAUUUAUUAGUGGGGCACUUAGUAAUUUUUUACUAAAUCGGAAUAUAAACGAAGAAGGAAAAAAAUUAGGUCUGGAAUCUGUUUUAAAGUAUUACCGGAAACGCAGUUCCGCAGAAACGAGAGAAUAUUUGGAUCAUAUUAUCAAAUUACAUAAUCGUGAAGAUGCGGAAAUUGUUGAACCCGCAGAAAUGAGUGACAAUGAUAAUGAUGAAUAUGAUCUGAUAGAAGAUGAAUUAGAUGAAGAUGAUCCAGUGCAGAAUGAAGCUGGAGAACUGGCUGGAGAAAUGUUUCUGGCUUCGUUUUACUCCCUUUCUGCAAAUUCAUUUUCGAGUUCGGUAGAAAAAUUGGAUUCUCAACAUGGAGGUCUGCAGCAGAUUCUUCAUAAUCGAGAAAUGAUAUCAAGAUUUUCAAAAGCAAAGAAUCAAAUUCGGCUGAGACCUAUUUAUAAAAAAUCAUGUGUAGAAGAAAACUAUAAGAGAAUAGAUUCUUCUGAAUAUUCUUUGACUCAAGGAAAUAGUAGUAUGAUAAACCUGAUUGAAUACACAUCACUAGAAAAUUUCAAACAAACAGAACCGAAUUUUAAUUCUUAUUCCCCCCCUCUGCAUGAUGUUACUACAUUGUACAGACAAAAGCAUUCAACAAAAAAAUCUCGAAUUUUGGAUUCAAAUUCUAAAAGCAGUUUCCAAAAUCAAAAUUCAAAAUAUAGUUACGAAACCUCUGAUGGAAUCUCCAAGGAAAAGAUCAAAAUGACGAUGAAUUCUUCUUCAACUAUUACAUCCGCCAAUGUUAGCCUACAAGAAGAAGCUCCAGAUGUACUCAGCAGUAUCGCUUUUCUGGAAGAAUCUGGAAUAAUAGAAAGCAAUUUAAAAGAAGAAGAAGCCUUCAUCGCGAAACCAAAGUUGCAAAGGACGCCACCACAUACGACAAAGUUAAAGAACGUUACAUAAAGAAUUUUUUUUUAAUUCUUGCAAAUAUUUAGAAAUCAAAUUCCUUACUAUAGGUUGUCUAUAAAACUGGGAAUUAAAUAGAAAUACAAAUUCGUGUCGGGAAUCACAUUUAAAGUAUAGAAAAUCUGAAUUUUGAUAGAUUUCAUCAGAAUACAAAUUUUAUUUGAAUAUUUCUGGCAACAUUUUAAAUGAAUUUUUAUUUGGAAAAAUUUAUUUGAAGAGAAUAUUUGAAAACAAUCCGAACAAUUUGCAAAAUUUUUAAAACAGAAUCCGGCAUAUUUU
Belonocnema kinseyi is the source of this 4116-nucleotide messenger RNA. RefSeq lists its product as uncharacterized. Gene Ontology annotation, molecular function: protein binding. Gene Ontology annotation, cellular component: THO complex part of transcription export complex; ciliary tip; ciliary basal body. The transcript is spliced from 22 exons. NCBI's taxonomy places the organism in Eukaryota, Metazoa, Arthropoda, Insecta, Hymenoptera, Cynipidae. Gene Ontology annotation, biological process: cilium assembly; mRNA processing. The record is from RefSeq and is a predicted model, not a curated record. Bases 106 to 3834 code for a protein of 1242 amino acids.